Molecule: messenger RNA, 3269 nt
Organism: Cyprinus carpio (common carp)
Lineage: Eukaryota; Metazoa; Chordata; Actinopteri; Cypriniformes; Cyprinidae
Product: dopamine receptor D3
Exons: 8
Coding region: 621-2039 (472 amino acids)
Biological process (GO): adenylate cyclase-activating adrenergic receptor signaling pathway
Cellular component (GO): membrane
Molecular function (GO): G protein-coupled receptor activity; dopamine neurotransmitter receptor activity, coupled via Gi/Go
Source: RefSeq, a predicted model, not a curated record
UGAGGUAACUUCAACAGAUUUCCUCUGCUCAGGGAGUAGGGAGCAAUGAACACUGUGUAGGUACCAUGUCAAUGGGAACACAGUUCAUGCACGGAGCUCACUUCUAAGGAGCUGAUUAUCUGAAAUCAGGUGUGUUACCAAUGAGAGACGUGCAAAAUAAGCAGAGCUGGGGGACGCGAGAACUAGAAUUGAGAACCACUGUAGACACAUCGUUCGAAAAGAGCUAUGACAUGAUUUACAAUUGGGCUUUUUGAGAAGUUAUUUUAUUCUAUCAUCUACUUGGAUUUACCUCACAAUAUAUUUGGUCUUUCAUUAAGCACUGAACUAAUGAGAACAAAGAUGUUUCGUGCGUAAAAGACCUCUUGGAGACGGAGUGAAGCUCGUCUCGCGGGUGAAACCACCCGGGCGAAUCAAGGUCUGUGGGAAACCAUUUGGGUAUUGCCUGCACGGAGUUUUUCAAUACACAAAGGCAUCGUGUGGAAGUAUUUUUGGAGUUAUAAGUUUCACCUACGCUAUGCUCUCCCGGCGCGCGAUAAGGAUGGAGUCCCUUUCUCAGCACCAACGGCUUGCGCCAAGAGCUACUGGACCGAUAACUUUCAUCUCAAAGAAAGAUCAUUCAGAUGUGGUUCUGUUUCGGUUCUACGCUGGAGAAGCAUAAAAGAUCUUUCACACUCAUGGCAAUGUUUAGCAGCAGUGAAUGGCUGUGGAAUGACUCAGAACAUUCUCUCACCCCUGGGGGAAACUACAGCCUGAUAUCAGGAAUUGAAGAAGUGAAGAGGAAUUACUAUGCCAUGCUCUAUUCCAUACUCAUCCUGGCUAUUGUAUUUGGGAAUGUUCUGGUGUGUAUUGCUGUGCUCCGAGAGAAAGCUCUCCAGACCUCCACCAACUACCUGGUUGUCAGUUUGGCCGUAGCUGAUCUCUUGGUUGCCUCACUGGUCAUGCCCUGGGCGGUCUAUUUGGAAGUGGUCGGCGGAGCUUGGCUCUUCAGUCGCUUGUAUUGCAACGUUUUUGUGACCUUGGAUGUGAUGAUGUGCACUGCAAGCAUACUCAACCUGUGUGCUAUCAGCAUCGACAGGUAUACGGCUGUGGUGAUGCCAGUGCUAUACAACACCACUCACAGCUCCCGCAAGAGGGUUUCAGUCAUGAUCGCCACAGUUUGGGUCCUCGCCUUUGCAGUCUCCUGCCCCCUACUGUUUGGAUUCAACACUACAGAUGACCCGGCAGUGUGCUCGAUUUCAAAUCCUGAUUUUGUUAUUUACUCCUCUGUGGUAUCGUUUUACUUGCCAUUCGUGGUGACUCUUCUGGUCUAUGUGCGCAUCUACAUCUUUCUCAGAAGGAGGCGGAAGAGAAUCACCUUCCGUCAAGGCAGUGGUAAAGUUCAGCCAGCAUCCGCACCACUAUCUGCGGAGACGUGUUUACAAGACGACGCUCACCAAGAGAAAAGAGACCUUUCCCCCAUCAGGAUCAAUGUGAUAAAUGAAACCAAGGAGCAGGUGAUCCGUCCGCGGCUCCUCGCCAGCUGCCCAUGGCGUAAGCGGCCUCAAACCGCCCCUGCCGAGAACUCGCUACUGCCUCCUGUGAUCACGCUGAACUACUGCAGCAUCAGCCAGGCGUCCUUUGCUCGCACUGAGCAAGAUGCAAACCGUGAGGAAGAGGAGGGUGGUGACGAGGAGCAGGAGACAGUUAGGAGCUGUGAGCUGAAGAAGUUGUCAAACGGACGCACACACACCUCCCUGCGUCCACCUCGGCCCGCUCGCGUCUUGGUGUGUCCCAGUCAGGUCCGCUGUAGAAGUAUGCACUCCAAGGAAAAGAAAGCCACACAGAUGUUGGCCAUCGUUCUGGGGGUUUUUCUUAUUUGCUGGCUGCCCUUCUUUGUGACCCACAUUCUAAACACUCACUGCAGAGCUUGUCACAUUCCUCCUGAGGUCUAUAGCGCCUUCACUUGGCUCGGCUAUGUCAACAGUGCUCUCAAUCCGGUCAUCUACACCACAUUUAACACUGAGUUCCGCAGAGCCUUUAUUAAAAUCCUGAGCUGCUAAACCAUUGGCAAUGCUCCCAUAUAAUGAUCAAUGCAGCUUCCAGACAUUAUGGAUUCAUUUUUGGGAUGCAACGUGCCAUAUGCAGAGGAUAUUAAAGGCCUUGAACAGUCUGAAUUUGUUCAAGGUAAUUUCAAAUUCAUUACAAAGUGUACUCUGUACACUUGUGAUUGGUGGAUUUGCAUUCAUCUAAAUCUUCUUCAAACUCUAUAGUUCACAUUGAGAUGACGGACCAAUCUGGAGUUCCAGUUGGUGCUUCUCAUCCAACAACAAAGCCUAGAAUAUCUUCUGGACCUUAUUCUCCAUCUCACCUCCUUGUCGCAUGCGGAGCGUAUUCUGAGGUCAUCAUGUGUUUGCAUGUGUCACACCGCUGAAUGAAACCGAAUUGAGUUUUGCCUGAAACUCUUCAGUUGUAAAAAAGCAAAGAAAGUUAUUUAUGUGGCUACAAAGGCUAGUGAUUUGUCAAAGGGACCAUAAAGCAGGUGGACCAAAGGAGCGUGAAGUAGUCAAAGAUCCAGGACUGUGUUGUGCCUUUAAUGGUUUCUCCCUCCUAAGGCCAGGUUUCUUGAACCAACUGCAUAUCAGGAUAGAAAAGAGAAGAGAUGGUGAUGAUUGUUAUGGAUGAAACAUGAUAUUGUGCUGUGAAUUAAAGCUAUAUUGAGUCCCAUAAACCCUGAUGUCAUCUGAAAUAUAUACACAGAAGCAUUAUGCCUCAUUAGUUUUUUUGAUACAAAUAAUAUAUAUACACAUUCAUAUACACUAACAUUCAAAGUUUGGGGUCUGUAAGAUUUUUAUGUUUUUUUGAAAGCAUUCUCAUAUGCUCACCAAGACUGAAUUUAUUUGAUCAAAGUGACUGUUAAUGGAAAAUGUGAACUAGGGGUGUCGCGAUAUACCGGUAUUGACGAUAACCGUGAUAUGCAAGUCAAGAUUUAUCGAUAUCGUGUUAAUUUAGUGUGUGAUGAUGUAUCGGAAUUAGCGAUAACCGCGAUAUUUAAAAUAAACAGUUAUCUUAUGAUAACGCCACAUGUAAAUACUCCAGAGCCAGUACCUGGUUGAGUGCCCAGGUGGCAGUAUUGUGUGUUAACGCUGACACCUGUCAACACAAGAAGAAGACGCAGCACUCGCGGCUACUCCGCGGAGAGCGGUGUUCAGCAGAGUAAGUUGCCAUUAUUUUACAAGUCAUAGAAUGGGAAAUGUUAUAUUAACCAGUUAACAGCAGUGUUCAUAUAUUUA